ACAGAAACUUCGAAAGCCUCAAAUGGCAAGGCACGUCCAUCGUCUUCCCAGGUUCCUCCUCGCUGCCCGAAACGAAGUCCAAAACCCCAUCUCAUUCCCUCUCUCCCACUCCCUCUGCUCAGCCUCUGAACCUGAAAAGCCAACCGAAACCACCUCAACAGAGAUUCAGAAUCCUUCUACCAACGUUGAAGACCAGCAGCGCCAUGAGCAAGUCCAGAAGCUCCGAGUCCUUCUCCUACAGAGCCGUACGGAUACUGCCCAGAGGCUCAUCAAGUCCCUUGUUCUCGCCAAAGCUCCUUUCUCUUCGCCCUCCGAGCUUUUCACUCUCUUCGCCGUCUCUGCGCCCUCCGUGAAGCGAACUUUCUCGGACAUGCUCUUGGCGGUUUGCUCGGAGUCCAGAAUGACAACCGAAGCCACGGAGGUUUACAGAUUGAUGAAGAGAGACGGUAGGUUUCCUUCUUUGGCUUCUUUCAAUGUGUUGCUUGAAUCAUUGGUGGCCUCGAAACAGUAUCAGAUAGCGUUGGAAUUGGUUUCGGAUGCUGUGGGGUCGGGUAUUCGACUUGGUAGGUUUGCCUUUGGGAAGGCGGUUCUUGCGGCGGUGAAGUUGGGGAAUCUGAACAGGGCAUUUGAGUUGCUGGAUAACAUGAAGAAGAGCAGCGUGAGUCCUGGUGUGUUUGUUUACAAUGUGGUGCUGGAUGGGUUGUGUAAAGAGAAGAGAAUGAGGGACGCAGAGAAGGUAUUUGAUGAAAUGCUGAAGACGAAGUUGGUGCCGAGUUUGGUUACGUAUAAUACACUGAUUGAUGGGUAUUGUAAAGUAGGGGAAUUGGAGGGUGCUUUUGGUUUGAGAGACAGGAUGAAGGUGGAGAAUGUGGAGCCGAGUCUUGUUACAUUCAAUUCUUUGCUUAGUGGGCUUUGUCGGGCACGGAGAAUGGAUGAUGCAAAGAGGAUAUUAGAGGAAAUGAAUGCCUAUGGAUUUGUGCCUGAUGGGUUUACUUACAAUAUAGUUUUUGAUGGGCAUUCGAGAAGUGGUAAUGGUGAGGCUUCAUUGGCUUUGUUUGAAGACGCAGUUGGGAAAGGAGUAAGGUUUAAUAAGUAUACAUGUAGCAUUUUGUUGAAUGGGUUGUGCAAAGAAGGGAAGAUGGAAAAGGCAGAGGAGAUUCUGAAGAAACUAAUGGAGAGAGGGCUUGUUCCGGAUGAGGUAAUGUAUAACACAAUUAUGAAUGGAUACUGUCGGAGGGGCGAUUUGAACAGAGCCAUUUCAAUUCUUGAACAAAUGGAAAGUCAUGGGUUGCGGCUCAACUGCAUCACUUUCAAUACUUUGAUUAGCAAGUUUUGUGCGAUGAGAGAGAUGGAUAAGGCGGAGGAGUGGGUAAAGAAGAUGGCAGAGAAGGGAAUUUCCCCGAAUGUUGAGACAUUUAACACCCUUAUUGAUGGCUAUGGACGGAAGUGCUUGUUUGACAGGUGUUUCCAGAUUCUCGAAGAAAUGGAAAAUAAAGGGAUAAAGCCAAACGUUGUAAGCUAUGGUUCUCUCAUAAAUUGUUUAUGCAAGGAUGGUAAGUUUCUUGAAGCUGAAAUUAUCCUCAGGGAUAUGGUAGGAAGGGGGGUAUUGCCAAAUGCACAAAUAUAUAAUAUGCUCAUUGAUGUUAAUUGUACAGCGGGGAAACUGAAAGGUGCCUUUAUGUUUUUCGAUGAGAUGGCAAACAAUGGUAUAAGGGCAACACUUGUAACCUACAAUGCUCUUAUUGACGGGCUGUGCAAAAAGGGAAGGGUGAUAGAAGCUGAAAAUUUGGUUUCCGAGAUCACGAGUAGUGGUUAUAGUCCUGAUGUGAUCACAUACAACUCCCUAAUCUCAGGGUAUGCUAAUACGAAAAACAUCCAGAAAUGUCUCAGCUUGUAUGAACAUAUGAAGAAGUUGGGGAUUAAACCUACUUUAAAUACAUAUCAUCCUCUAAUUACUGCAGGCUGUGAGGAAGAUAUUGUGCUGGUAGAGAAUUUGGUAAAUGAAAUGUCACAGAUGGGUUUGGCCUGCGACAGAUUGGUAUUUAAUGCACUUAUUCACUGUUAUGCAAAACAUGGCUACCUUCAGAGGGCGUUUGCCUUGCAGCGUGAUAUGAUAGACCAGGGCAUUCCUGCCGACAAGAUGACCUAUAAUAGCUUGAUUCUGGGGCAUUUCAGAGAAGGAAAGUUGUCAGGGGUAAAGGAUCUUGUUACUGAUAUGAAGGCCAAAGGAUUGGCCCCUAAAGCUGAUACUUAUAACAUACUUGUUAAGGGAUUUUGCGAACAAAAGGAUUUCAGUGGGGCAUAUGUUUGGUUUAGGGAAAUGGCCGACAACGGCUUCCUACUAACUGCCUCUACAUGCAAUGAGCUGAUCGCCGGCCUUCAACAGGAGGGGAGGUUUCAAGAGGCCCAGAUUGUCUGCUUGGAAAUGAAGGUUAAACUAACAGAUGAUUCGGGCACCAAUGAGGAUCUCUCUGCUGUUGCCAAAAUGUGAAGGGAGAUGUUUGGCGUGGUUAAGCUCUCAGCGCAACGAUUUAUCGACAAAGAGAGACACGGAUGCUGUAUUAUAGCUUUGAUUUAUACACUUCUGCCUUAUACACUUCUGCCUUAUACUUCUGUGUUGAUAUUGAAACACACGUAGAAGAGUGUGGCUGACCUCAGAAAUGAUGGUCGGUCAGAUGCUAAAGAAGCAAAUAUUUGGGCUGGCUGAGCCGAGCAAUGGCGUGCACACUGUUGUGAGGAUUUGUUAGGAGUUAUUCGUUGUGAAUAAGCUUCUAGCUUGAAACAUUUGAUAUCCAACCAGGGCUUGGCCUCAGGUAUUCUACUUGUAUAGAAAUUUCAACCAUUUUCAUAAGUUUUAUGAUUACGUUUUAGAUUACAAAAACUGUAGUACUGUACAAUUGGCCGCCAUAACAAAUUAUGUAGUCUCAUAAAUCAUU
Messenger RNA from Corylus avellana, 2936 nucleotides. Its product is annotated as pentatricopeptide (PPR) repeat-containing protein. Gene Ontology annotation, molecular function: protein binding. The record is from RefSeq and is a predicted model, not a curated record. Lineage: Eukaryota; Viridiplantae; Streptophyta; Magnoliopsida; Fagales; Betulaceae.